AAUUCCAAAACUCAAAUAAAAACAGAGAAGAAGAAGUACGCACACUGUUUUCAAUCGCGUUUCUCUUAUCUCUCUUUCUCUCUCAACAUUCUCUCUCUAGAAUUUCCGGCUUCUUGGGUUUUUAAUUUCUGAUAUUCUUUGAAGUUCAACGGCAAUGAGCGAUCACUUUAUGCACACAGAAAGUGUGUCCAGCAUUGGUGCAAUGAGAAGGGAGACAUAACUUGUGAGAUAUGCCAUCAGCCUUACCAACCUGGUUAUACUGCUCCACCACCACGCCCUCAGCCUGAAGAAACCACCAUUGACAUAGGAGGAGGCUGGACAAUAUCUGGCACGCCUUUGGACUUGCGUGAUCCUCGACUAUUGGCAAUUGCAGAGGCUGAACGCCAAUUUUUGGAUGCGGAAUAUGAUGAAUAUGCUGCUUCUAAUGCCAGUGGAGCUGCAUUUUGCCGCUCUGCAGCUCUAAUUUUAAUGGCCCUUUUACUCUUGCGGCAUGCACUUUCUGUCACUGAUGGUGAUGCUUCUGAUGAUGACCCAUCCAAUUUUUUCUCCCUUUUCUUGCUACGUGCUGCUGGAUUUCUUUUACCUUGCUAUAUAAUGGCUUGGGCAAUUAGUAUUCUGCAACGUCGGCGACAGAGACAGGAAGCUGCAGCACUAGCAGCAACCCAAGUUGCUUUUGUCCUACAGUCUGGGCAGCACAGGGGGCUACAAUUUGCCAUAGCCCCAGGACCACCACCCACUGUACAGCAGGAACAAGUGUGAUUCCUUUGUCUAUUAGUUAAAAUGUAUCGAUCCCCGGAAAACAAAAUUGCAAAAGUUAAUGGCCUCUGCGCCAUGAAGAUGGCUUGUUGAAAUUCCAAUGCAUAGCUCUUGAUUUUUCCGAGGUCUGAUGUAUGUACAUAUUGGGGUGGUAAAAAAAUUGCAUGAGUACAUUAUCUUUUAUCUCGGUUCGUUUCUAUUCAUCCAUCUAAAGAUGUAUCCAUCCUAAUAUGUUUGAGGCGCUACUAUCGUCGGGGUCUAUUUGUAAUUAACAUGAGCCUUGGAAAGGGAUAUUUAUUUUGUUUCUGAA
This is a messenger RNA of Arachis duranensis, 1066 nucleotides long. RefSeq lists its product as uncharacterized. Gene Ontology annotation, cellular component: membrane. The record is from RefSeq and is a predicted model, not a curated record. Gene Ontology annotation, biological process: protein ubiquitination. Lineage: Eukaryota; Viridiplantae; Streptophyta; Magnoliopsida; Fabales; Fabaceae. Gene Ontology annotation, molecular function: ubiquitin-protein transferase activity; zinc ion binding.